Molecule: messenger RNA, 645 nt
Organism: Laccaria bicolor S238N-H82
Lineage: Eukaryota; Fungi; Basidiomycota; Agaricomycetes; Agaricales; Hydnangiaceae
Exons: 2
Coding region: 1-645 (214 amino acids)
Source: RefSeq, a predicted model, not a curated record
AUGCCAGGAAAACACGUCCACUUCGCGCCCAACUCUCUCCCACCAACACCAUCGCCCACGUUCUCGGCAACCUCUUUGCCAUCAUCCGGUGGUCCUAUUACACCAUUCUCAGCAUCCUACAAGGGCUUGUCCCUUCCCCGUUUGCCGUGCAAGAUACACCCUGCGCUUGGUGUGUCAAACACACCACAUAUUCUGUACGAUGUUUCCUACCCCCCGUCGACACUCCGACUUCGAAAUCCAUCCAUAUCUCUUCACGUUCUCGCAGAACCUGCGACGGAACCUCCCCUCCCGUUUAUUCAUGUCAUAUCCCCACAUCUCCCAUGGAGGCUCACGGUAUCGGCAAAACACUACUCAUACGUCACCGUCUCUGAUUUGCUAGAGGGCAUGUAUCACGCCUUGCGGUUGAAUGCUACUCAAUCUGAGUAUGAGCUUCUACCUUUCAAGGAGAUGAAGUUGACCGUCAACAAAUCCUACGAGCGACGCUACAGUCGUCUUUCGAACUUGGAGGAACGCGAGAGGGAAAGAACGCGGGCUAGGUUGACACUGUUAGAUCUCAAGUCCGGCCAAGAAUCCCAAGCCCGUAUUUCUCUCAUCUCUGAAACUUUCUACAACUUGAACGGAGAGACUUACGAGGGAAAGGGGUAG